Nilaparvata lugens (brown planthopper) is the source of this 384-nucleotide messenger RNA. RefSeq lists its product as uncharacterized. The record is from RefSeq and is a predicted model, not a curated record. The coding region runs from base 1 to 384 and encodes 127 amino acids. NCBI's taxonomy places the organism in Eukaryota, Metazoa, Arthropoda, Insecta, Hemiptera, Delphacidae. The transcript is spliced from 2 exons.
AUGGAUAGGAGACUUUCCUGGGAGGAGCAUAUUCAAGGUGUCUGUUGCAGGCUGAGCAGGAUCCUGUUCCUACUGAAGGGUCUGAAGAGAUCUGCUGUGAAUGCAUUUGGUGACCUGGAGGUCCAGCCUGUCAGGGGAGACUCCCAUGAGUACGGCACUCGAAACAGAUUGAGGCUGGAUCUCCCAUACUGCAGGUUGGGGAGGACGCAAUCCAGUGUGGUCUACCUGCCGGGAAAGAUUAUAAAUAAGCUGCCCAUUUCAGUGAGGAGUCUACCUGUGGCUGCCCUAAAGCAAAGGUUGAAGCACUUCUUGCAGGAGAAUCCUUUCUACUCACUUAACGAAUUCUUUGAAUGUGACAGUGCACUGGUGAGUAGAUAUUUUUGA